UGCUAAAACAACUCUCAUUUUGAAUAUGAGGGAGUACUAAUAACUGAGCACCAUGCAAUUUUGAAUUUGAAGUAUAACCUAUAAACCCCACUCAGAGCCAAAACCCUAACCAAACCAUGGCUUCUUCUUCUCCAUCCUCCAAAUCCCAAUUCUCCGUCUAUCAAAACCCUAAUCUAUCCGCAGUCCUCACCUCCAACAGUCUUCAACCCUCCAAUUUCACUCUCAUUUCCAUCCUCUCCUUCUUCUCCGCUUCCGCAUUCGCCUUUCUCACCAUCAUAUUCAGGGAAAAUGGAUUCAUUGAUAUCUUCAAACUCCAAUCCGUUUCCCCUUUCACAGCUUAUUGGCUUGUCAAGACACUACAAACUCUAUUGGGUUUUCUCUUCAUUGGAACUUUCUUAGCACUCUUCAAAGUUGUGUUUCUGCGUAAAACUAGGUAUAGUGGAGGUGUUGUUGCACCUAAUUCUAACCAAGCUAAUAAGAAUCAAAUGUCUCUUACUAAACAUCAGUUAGAGCUUUUAGGAGUCAAGGCGAAAGUUGAUUUGGUACAGUCGGAGUCGGCGAAAAAGCCUCCGAAAGCUAAACCGCAGUCGGCAGCUUCUUCCGAGUUGCUUGUUCCGCUUCAUCAGCCAAUUUCGAGUCCUAGCCGUCGUGUUGAUUCGGAUGGUUCGAAUUCUAAUAGGGGUGCUCCAGGUCGUUCUAUUAGUGCUCUGUCGAGGUCGCCCGGUUCGGCGUCUUUGUAUCUUUCUCGCGGAGUUGUUUCGUCUGCGCAGGGUUCGGGGGGAAUGGAUUCGGUAGUGUCGAGUCCUUGGUCUAAUAGGAGGGUGUCUUCUGGUAGUAAGAUAACAUCAGAGGAAGGGCUGGAGCAGUUCUUAGCUGAAGUUGAUGAAAGAAUAAUGGAAUCUGCAGGGAAGCUGUCGACUCCACCACCUUCAGUUCCUGGUUUUGGAAUAGCGAGUCCUAAUACAGUUACAGGGUCGGCUAAUAACUCUGGAGCUAAAAGACGUACGCCAUUGAGACCUGUGAGGAUGUCUCCGGGCUCCCAGAAGUUUAAUACUCCGCCUAAGAAGGGAGAAAGUGGUGACCUUCCUCCACCAAUGUCCAUGGAAGAAGCAGUUGAAGCUUUUGAUCAUUUCGGUGUCUAUCCUCAAAUUGAGCAGUGGCGUGACCAACUCAGGCAAUGGUUCUCUUCAGUUUUGCUUAAUCCUUUGAUUCACAAGAUUGACACAAGUCAUGUUCAGGUUAUGCAAGCAGCUGCCAAACUUGGUAUUUCAAUUACAGUCAAUCAAGUGGGCAAUGAUACGCUGUCUACAGGAACCGCAGCUACACUGCCAUCAAUUGAUAAGACUCAUGACUGGCAACCUACAGUUACCCUAAAUGAAGAUGGAUUGCUUCAUCAGUUGCAUUCUACUCUUGUGCAGGCCAUAGAGGCUUCUAAAUCCAAUUCGCAACAACCCCCACAGCAAAGUCAGUUGGUUUCUGUCAUGCAGGACUGUGUUGAUGCUAUCACUGAACACCAAAGACUUCAAGCUUUGGUUAAAGGGGAGUGGGUAAAAGGCUUGCUACCUCAAAGCAGUGUUCGAGCUGAUUACACUGUGCAAAGGAUCAAAGAGCUUGCGGAAGGAACCUGCCUGAAGAAUUAUGAGUAUCUUGGCAGCGGUGAAGUUUAUGAUAAAAAGAAUAAAAAAUGGACACUUGAGCUACCAUCUGAUUCUCACUUGCUUUUGUAUCUGUUUUGUGCUUUCCUAGAACAUCCAAAAUGGAUGUUACAUGCGGAUGCUAUGUCUUAUGCCGGAGCGGCUCAGUCUAGCAAAAACCCCUUAUUCUUGGGAGUCCUUCCUCCAAAGGAAAGAUUUCCAGAGAAAUACAUUUCCGUAGUGUCUUCGGUCCCUUCCGUGUUGCACCCGGGAGCAUGUAUACUAGUAGUUGGAAAGCAGGGUCCACCGAUUUUCGCCUUGUACUGGGAUAAGAAGCUGCAGCUUUCUCUUCAGGGAAGAACAGCACUUUGGGAUUCCAUCUUGAUUUUGUGUCAUAAGAUUAAAGUUGGGUAUGGAGGUAUAGUUAGGGGUAUGCACCUUGGUGCUUCAGCUUUAAGCAUUCUACCGGUUAUGGAGACAGAAACUGAAGAUUGAGACGUGUAUAGUUAACAAACUAUGAUCUUUUCCCCAACGUUCUACGCAAUGGCUUCUAUUAAUGCAGGAAAUCACAUUUCUCAGAUUUAGGCAUUUCAGCAAAGAACUUGUUGGAGGUGAAUUCCACAACUGAUAGAAUUGUGUCAUGUUGGUUAUAGUUAGCAAUGCUAGAGGCCAUCACAACUGCACCCUGUUAAAAAUCAAAUCCAGAUGUCUCACGAUAUAAUUUGUACUAAAAAUCAAAUUCAAAUAGGUCACUGACACCCCUUAGUCCUUAAAGGUGUUACGACUUUAUGAUAUUGGUCACUGACAAAAACCGAAUUACUAAUAAGUUUUUCAAUGUUUAUUCUGUUAGUCACUCUAA
This is a messenger RNA of Vicia villosa (hairy vetch), 2493 nucleotides long. RefSeq lists its product as uncharacterized. The transcript has 7 exons. The record is from RefSeq and is a predicted model, not a curated record. NCBI's taxonomy places the organism in Eukaryota, Viridiplantae, Streptophyta, Magnoliopsida, Fabales, Fabaceae. The coding region runs from base 117 to 2129 and encodes 670 amino acids. Gene Ontology annotation, cellular component: membrane.